CGCGCGGAGCGGCCCGGCGUGGUGCGCGAGCUGUGCGCGCGGCCCGGCCAGGUGAUCGCGCCCGGGGCUGUCUUGGUGAGACUGGAAGGUUGCAGCCAUCCUGUUGUUAUGAAAGGCUUGUGUGCAGAAUGUGGCCAGGAUUUAACUCAGAUACGAAGCAAGAAUGGAAAGCAGAGCGUACCGUUAUCCACAGCAACUGUAUCAAUGGUUCACAGUGUCCCAGAACUGAAGGUUAGCUCUGAGCAAGCUGAGCAGCUGGGAAGAGAAGAUCAACAGCGACUGCAUCGAAAUAGGAAACUGGUGCUCAUGGUAGAUUUGGACCAGACAUUGAUCCAUACUACAGAACAGCACUGCCAGCAAAUGUCCAAUAAGGGAAUAUUUCAUUUCCAGUUAGGGCGAGGUGAGCCUAUGUUGCACACACGUUUGCGUCCUCAUUGUAAGGAAUUCCUGGAAAAAAUUGCCAAGCUCUAUGAAUUACAUGUUUUUACUUUUGGCAGCAGACUGUAUGCACAUACAAUUGCUGGAUUUUUGGACCCUGAAAAGAAGCUUUUUUCCCAUCGGAUAUUGUCAAGGGAUGAAUGUAUUGAUCCAUUUUCUAAAACUGGGAACCUUAGAGAUCUCUUUCCUUGUGGAGAUUCCAUGGUUUGCAUCAUUGAUGAUAGAGAGGAUGUUUGGAAGUUUGCACCCAAUUUGAUAACUGUGAAGAAAUAUGUAUACUUUCAGGGCAUAGGAGAUAUUAAUGCACCUCCUGGAUCAAGAGAAAUGCAAAUGAAGAAGAAAGCAAACCACUCUGCAAAACCUGAGGCAUUGGAUUCAGCAGCGAUUUCAGCAAAAGAUGUUGAAGAAAUAAAGAAUGUUAUAUGUGUAGAAGAGCACAGUAAUGGUCUCAAGAAAACUGCAAAGGACACUUGCACUGCAAAUGGGAGUACUUCUGUAAGCAGUGAAACAUCUGAUGGGGAUGUGAACUCUCAUAAUAAAGUUAAUGCCCAGGACUCCUUAAAUGAUAGCACUGGUCACACAAUGGACAGUGAGGUCACUGAUGAUUUGGCAAAUACGAAAGAAUCUCAGAUUUUUUCAGAACAAGUUGAUACAACACUUAUAGAGAAGCAGCAAACCCAAGAGAAGAUAACAAAUGAUUUGGACUUUGAACUGUCUAGUGACAGUGAAAGUGAUGACGGAUUGGAUACCAAAAAGUCAUCCACUUCUGUAUCAGAUAGUGACAAUGAGGAAAAGAGAAGUUGGAAGGAGUCCAAACAACCUCUGCAGGAUGAAAAUUUGCAGCAAGAGGGUUGCACUGAUGUGAAUGAGAAAAAGGAUGGUCUGGUGAACCAUUCUGGGGAAACACAGUCUUUAUCUAGUGAAAUUAUCCAGGACAAAAUUGAUCAUGAAGCGCAAGAGGAGAGUGAACAGGAAAGCCUUUGUGAUUUAGGAAAUGGGUCUGGAGACAAGAAGGAAGCUGAAACAGAAUCUCAGAUUAGUGAACAGUCUGGAAUUACAAUGGGUGAGUCCUUAGACCAGAGCAUGGAGGAGGAAGAGGAGGAAGAUGAUACAGAUGACGACGACCAUUUGAUAUACCUUGAGGAGAUCCUUGUGCGAGUUCACACUGAUUAUUACACAAAGUAUGAUAAAUAUCUGAAAAAAGAGAUUGAGGAAAUUCCAGACAUCAGAAAAAUAGUACCAGAACUGAAAAGUAAAGUCUUGGCAGAUGUAACCAUCAUAUUUAGUGGACUUUACCCGACAAACUUCCCUAUUGAAAAGACACGGGAACACUAUCAUGCCACAGCACUUGGAGCUAAAAUUGUGAAGAAUCUCGUACUUAGUGCCGAUGAUCCUGAUAAAGCAACACAUCUCAUUGCAGCAAGGACAGGCACAGAGAAAGUGCGGCAAGCUCAGGACUGCAAGGAUCUCCAUGUUGUAAACCCUGAUUGGCUGUGGAGCUGCCUGGAGCGAUGGGACAAGGUUGAGGAACAGCUCUUUCCCUUAAAGGAUGACUACAUCAAAACACACAGAGAAAAUAGCCCUGCCACGUUUCCUGAUGCACCCAGCACAUUUCAGACUGCUCUGUUUCACCCAACGCCCAUCCAUCCAAAGUCUCAACCUGGUCCUGAAGUUCGAAUUUAUGAUCCUAACACUGGAAAGCUGAUCAGGAAAGGCACACAGACAUCUGGGCAGUCAAUGUACAUCCAGUCUCCAGCUCCUCCCAUCACUUUGCCAGUCCACGGUGAACACUCAUCCUUCAGAGUCGUUCAGCCACAUCAACAGCAGAUGUUUGAAGAAGACGACCUUCCAGCAAGUGAAAAUGAAGAGCAGCCUGGUCCAUCUAAGAGGAAACGCCAGCCAAGUAUGUCUGAAACAAUGCCCCUGUACACGCUGUGUAAAGAGGAUUUAGAGAGUAUGGAUAAAGAGGUGGAUGACAUCUUAGGAGAAGGCAGUGACGAAAGUGACACUGAAAAAAAAAAGCCAGAAGAGGAAGGUGAAAAACCUCAGACUAGUGCAACAGAGACUCUAGGAAGGAAGGCAGAUCAGAGACCUGGAUCAUCAUCGUCGUCGUCAAGUGAAAGAAGUUUAACAGGCAGUGUACCCAGGGGUCACAAGCGCAAACUGGAUGAAGAUGAUGCUGCCAGUGAAUCCAGUAAAGAAUCCAGCAAUGAAGAUGAGGAAGGAAGCAGCUCUGAAGCAGAUGAAAUGGCAGCAGCACUUGAAGCUGAACUGAACGACUUCAUGUGAGAGUCAUGCAGAAGACAGGAUUUGUAAUUAUAUGUACUUCUCAUAAACAGAUCGGACUUCAGAUGAGUCCCUCACGUCACUACUCAAUGUUUUUCCAAAAUGUGUGUGUAUAUUUUGCAAAGCAUCUCAAGAGGUGAUACGUUAUUUUACAAAAUCAGAAAUAGAUGUUUUUAAGUUGUUUUACUAAAUGAAAUAUACUUUUUUAAGCAAAAAAAAAAAAAAAGUAUUAAAUGGGACAUGGUGUGCUAUGCCAAAGACAUGUUAGGAGCUCUGCAGAACCUUCAUGUAUAGGACAGUGAUACAAAGACUUGUGAUUAAACAUACAUCAAGUUUCUAAAAAUAUUGCAGGCUGUGGUUUAUGGGUUACAAUAAAGGAGAUGGAAUUGUCCGCGUUGUACAGCAGGAACCUGAUGAACUGGUCAUCCUUUUCCACAAAUAAAGCUAUCAAAUAUAAAAGGAUUUUUGAAAUAAAAAAGAACUAUUUAUAUUUGUAUAGAAACAGACAACGUGAUAUGCAAGCUUUGUGAACUCUGCGCUUGACCCACCUGUCAUUUGCUUGUAAGAGAAUACAUAGUGGUCAACAUGCAACAUUUUUAGGUUACUUUGUUGAAUAGUUGAGUUCUUUAGAGACAUCAUUUAGAUUUUUAACUUUUCUUCUUUGUAACCAGAAAUUUAGCACAGCAGUCUGUGUGGUCCUGUACUGCCACAAGAUGCAUAUUCACCCAUUCGUAUUGUCUUGGAAAGAACAAGUGCUACUUCAGUCUAGAUAGAAUUUAAUUUCUUUGGCAAGAGAUCUGAUGUAAAGUUUUUGUAUAUUUCAUAUUUGACCCACAAAACAGAUUUUCUUUCAUUUAAUAAAGGUUCAUUUUGUA
Melospiza melodia melodia is the source of this 3599-nucleotide messenger RNA. It is a transcript of the gene CTDP1, whose product is annotated as CTD phosphatase subunit 1. Gene Ontology annotation, cellular component: nucleus. The transcript has 13 exons. Bases 109 to 2727 code for a protein of 872 amino acids. Lineage: Eukaryota; Metazoa; Chordata; Aves; Passeriformes; Passerellidae. Gene Ontology annotation, molecular function: RNA polymerase II CTD heptapeptide repeat phosphatase activity. The record is from RefSeq and is a predicted model, not a curated record.